This is a messenger RNA of Penicillium alfredii, 2295 nucleotides long. It is a transcript of the gene pmt4, whose product is annotated as dolichyl-phosphate-mannose-protein mannosyltransferase. Lineage: Eukaryota; Fungi; Ascomycota; Eurotiomycetes; Eurotiales; Aspergillaceae. Gene Ontology annotation, cellular component: membrane; endoplasmic reticulum. Gene Ontology annotation, biological process: protein O-linked glycosylation via mannose. The transcript is spliced from 4 exons. The record is from RefSeq and is a predicted model, not a curated record. The coding region runs from base 1 to 2295 and encodes 764 amino acids. Gene Ontology annotation, molecular function: dolichyl-phosphate-mannose-protein mannosyltransferase activity.
AUGUCGUCCCCUUCCCCUUCUCUGCGCAAGAGAGGUGGAAAGAAGGAGGCGUACACGGCAGUUCCCUCGGAUGAUUGGUCUUCGCCGUCAGACAAGGCUGUGGGCAAACCGCAGUCGGAAUGGGACUACUGGCUUGCCAUCACUCUUUUGACCGCACUGGCUUUUGUGACUCGAUUCUGGCGCAUCGACUACCCCAAUGAGGUUGUCUUUGAUGAGGUUCACUUUGGAAAGUUCGCUUCGUACUACUUGCAGCGCACCUAUUUCUUCGAUGUGCACCCGCCCUUUGGAAAGCUGCUGUUUGCCUUUAUGGGCUGGCUGAUCGGAUAUGACGGGCAUUUCUUGUUCGAGAACAUCGGUGACUCGUACAUUGACAACCGCGUUCCUUACAUGGCUCUGCGUGGCAUGCCGGCCGCCCUCGGUGCUCUGACAAUCCCGGUGGUGUUUUUGAUCAUGUGGGAGUCGGGAUACUCUUUGCCCGCCUGUGUACUGUCUGCCGGUCUCAUCUUGUUCGACAAUGCCCAUGUCAGCGAGGACCGAUUGAUCCUCCUUGACUCCACCCUCGUGUUGACCAUGGCCCUCAGCGUAUUGUGCUAUAUCCGAUUUUAUAAGUUGCGACACGAGCCGUUUGGCCGCAAGUGGUGGAAGUGGCUCCUCCUGACUGGAUUCUGCAUGAGCUGUGUUAUCUCGACCAAAUACGUCGGUGUCUUCACCUUCGUGACCAUCGGCGCGGCUGUCCUGAUUGACCUGUGGAACCUCCUGGACAUCAACCGCCGCCAGGGAGCGCUCAGUAUGAUCGGCUGGGGCAAGCACUUUGCUGCUCGCACUCUCUCCCUGAUCAUCAUUCCCUUCUUCUUCUACCUCUUCUGGUUCCAGGUUCAUUUCGCCAUCCUGACCCGCUCCGGCCCCGGUGACGAUUUCAUGAGCCCUGAAUUCCAGGAGACCCUGAGCGACAAUAUGAUGACGGCGCAGUCGGUUGGGAUUCAAUACUACGACACCAUUGACAUGCGCCACAAGGACACCCGUGUUUUCCUCCACAGUCACUAUGACCGGUACCCGCUACGCUAUGACGACGGACGCAUCUCCAGCCAAGGCCAGCAGGUGACCGGUUACCCUCACAACGACACCAACAACCACUGGCAGAUCUUGCCGACCAAGGAACUGCCGGAUGAUGGCCAACCACAGAGCGUGCUCAACGGAGAUAUCAUUCAGCUCCGCCACGUGGUGACCGAUACCAUCCUCCUCACGCACGAUGUGGCAUCUCCUCACUACCCGACCAACCAAGAAUUCACUACCGUCGAGCACGCUUUGGCCGACGGCGAGCGCCACAAUGAUACCUUGUUUGAGCUCAGCAUCAAUAAUGGCAAGACUGGCCAGGAAUUCCGUACGCUUGCGAGUUUGUUCAGGCUGAUUCACGUUCCGACUCGCGUGGCCAUGUGGACGCACACGACUCCGCUCCCCGAAUGGGGUUUCAAGCAAGCCGAGAUCAACGGCAACAAGAACGUCCUGCAAUCGAGCAACCAGUGGUUCGCUGAAACCAUUAGCAACCUGGAACCAGAUAGCCCCCGUCUGGUGCGAGAGGAGCGUAAGGUCAAGUCCAUGUCCUUCUUGCGCAAGUACCUCGAGUUGCAGGGUGCUAUGUUCCACCACAACAACGCGCUGACCAGCAGCCACCCCUAUGCCAGCGAGCCCUUUCAGUGGCCGUUCCUGCUGCGGGGUGUGAGUUUCUGGACUAAGAACGAUACCCGGGGCCAGAUCUACUUCCUGGGCAACCCCGUGGGAUGGUGGAUUGCCAGCAGUCUGCUGGCUGUGUUCGCCGGUAUCAUCGGCGCCGACCAGCUCUCGCUCCGCCGUGGGGUGGAUGCGCUGGAGGAAAUCUGGGGUCCGGGUGCUCGUUCCCGCCUGUACAACAGCACCGGGUUCUUGUUCCUGUGCUGGGCCGCCCACUACUUCCCCUUCUGGCUGAUGGGCCGCCAGCGCUUCCUGCACCACUAUCUGCCUUCGCAUCUGGCAUCAACCCUGGUGGCCGCCCCUGGAUCCCCGUACCGCCGCACCCCCGUGGAUGACCCAUCGGGCAAGGCCAAGUCGCUCCGUAGCCUGCGCCGCUUUGUCAAUGCCAAGGAGCGCAUGGGUUGCCGGUCGCUCAUCGCAGGAUGGGUGGCGACCCUGGUCAUCCUGGCCGCUACCAUCUGGAGCUUCUGCUUCUACGCGCCGCUGACCUACGGUACUCCGGGCCUGGAUCCGGCCGGCGUCAAUGCGCGCAAGUGGCUGAACUACGACCUGCACUUUGCCAAAUAA